AGCUACAUUGUGUGGAAAGCAGCACGUUGUUGGCUUCUCCACGCUGAACUUUACGCCGAAUUAACGUUCUCCUGUUCGGGGAGAAACCAGAUUCAAAGCUACUAGCUAUUCUCUCAGACGUCUGUAAGUUACCCCAGCUUGCGAAAACAUGUCGGCCUCGGCGGCAAAAGUGAGUAAAAAGGAGCUGAACUCAAACCAUGACGGAGCGGACGAAACCUCCGAAAAAGAGCAGCAAGAAGCUAUUGAACACAUCGACGAAGUUCAAAACGAAAUUGACAGGUUGAACGAGCAAGCCAGUGAGGAGAUCCUCAAAGUAGAACAGAAAUACAACAAACUCCGUCAGCCAUUCUUUCAGAAGAGGUCAGAACUGAUCGCCAAAAUCCCAAACUUCUGGGUCACCACGUUUGUCAACCAUCCACAAGUAUCUGCCCUACUGGGGGAGGAAGAUGAAGAAGCACUUCACUACCUGAGCCGAGUGGAGGUGACAGAGUUUGAAGACAUCAAGUCAGGCUACAGAAUAGAUUUUUAUUUCGAUGAAAAUCCGUACUUCGAAAACAAAGUACUUUCCAAAGAGUUCCAUCUGAACGAGAGCGGAGAUCCAUCUUCAAAGUCAACAGAAAUCAAAUGGAAAUCAGGAAAGGACCUGACCAAGCGCUCAAGCCAGACACAGAACAAAGCAGGAAGGAAGAGGCAACAUGAAGAGCCAGAGAGCUUCUUCACUUGGUUCACCGAUCAUGCCGAUGCUGGCGCAGAUGAGCUAGGGGAGGUCAUCAAGGACGACAUCUGGCCAAACCCUCUGCAGUACUACCUGGUUCCUGAUAUGGACGACGAAGAGGGUGAAGGUGAGGACGACGAAGAGGAUGAGGAGGGUCUGGAGGACAUUGAUGAGGAGGGAGAUGAAGACGGAGAGGAGGAUGAAGAGGAUGAUGGAGAAGAUGGAGAGGAUGACGAAGGAGAAGACGACUAAGAAAUAACAUCAUCUACCCAGACCCUCAACCUUCUAUUCCCUGUUUGGUUUUUCCACUCAUGUUCGGGA
Molecule: messenger RNA, 1036 nt
Organism: Seriola dumerili (greater amberjack)
Lineage: Eukaryota; Metazoa; Chordata; Actinopteri; Carangiformes; Carangidae
Product: protein SET
Exons: 8
Coding region: 149-967 (272 amino acids)
Biological process (GO): nucleosome assembly
Cellular component (GO): nucleus; chromatin
Molecular function (GO): chromatin binding; histone binding
Source: RefSeq, a predicted model, not a curated record